This is a messenger RNA of Octopus sinensis (East Asian common octopus), 1226 nucleotides long. RefSeq names its product S-adenosylmethionine mitochondrial carrier protein. The coding region runs from base 283 to 1101 and encodes 272 amino acids. The transcript is spliced from 10 exons. Gene Ontology annotation, cellular component: mitochondrial inner membrane. Lineage: Eukaryota; Metazoa; Mollusca; Cephalopoda; Octopoda; Octopodidae. Gene Ontology annotation, molecular function: S-adenosyl-L-methionine transmembrane transporter activity. The record is from RefSeq and is a predicted model, not a curated record.
UACUUACACAUGUUAGUUGAAUUGACCUUGUUUUAAAAUCGAAACCAUGCGACGAUCAGUCAACUGCGAAACUAUAACACAUUGUUUUUAUUCAUUAUUUAUGUUGAUAAUAGUAGUCAUAAUUUUGAGCAAUCCAAUGAAUUGACUACAUUGAUGGGCCCCAUUUAAAUCGCUCUACUUAAUUUAUUCUGAGGAGAUGAAGGGUGAGAAGUGAUCAUUACUUGAGGCACGCCGCUAUCAGUAAAGACAAACAAAAUCGUUUAAAAUCAAAACUCUGCAAAAAUGAAUUCAAAUUAUUCCACAAUGAUUAGUUUGUUGGCUGGUGGGGCUGCUGGAACAUCUGUAGAUGUUCUACUUUUCCCUCUUGACACCAUGCGGACUCGUUUGCAAAGCCACCGUGGAUUUCAGGCAUCAGGUGGUUUCCGAGGAAUUUACGCUGGGCUUGGCUCUGCUGUUAUUGGAUCUGCUCCCCAAGCAUCUUUGUUUUUUCUCACAUAUGAAUUCACUAAAACGGUCAUCUCAACCACAUUUGAGCCAAAGAUAGCAUCAAUAAGUUAUAUGAUAGCUGCAUCUGCUGGAGAAGUGAUGGCUUGUUUGAUCCGAGUACCUGUUGAGGUAGUCAAACAGAGAACUCAGACCUCAUCAAACAUGUCUUCUCUGAAGAUUUUCCAGCAAACCUUACAGGCAGAAGGUGUCAGAGGACUUUAUCGAGGUUAUGGAAGCACUGUUGCCAGAGAAAUACCAUUCUCUUUCAUCCAAUUUCCACUUUGGGAAUUUUUUAAGAAAUUUUGGAGUGAGAAACAACAAGAGCCUGUGAAACCUUGGCAAUCCUCAAUUUGUGGUGCUAUGGCUGGAGGAAUUGCUGCAGGGACAACCACUCCAUUAGAUGUAGCUAAAACAAGGAUCAUGUUGGCAAAGAAAGACUCAUCUCUUGCUUCUGGGAGGAUUUUCGCUGCUUUGAAACUCAUUUACCGUGAAAAGGGAGUUUUUGGCCUUUAUUCUGGAAUUAUGCCCCGUGUCAUGUGGAUUUCUGCUGGCGGUGCUAUUUUUCUGGGAAUUUAUGAUGAAGUUAAGCAUCUACUAUCAUUGGUUUUACAUUAAAAUCAAUGAGAAAUAUUGUUGAAUUAAUAUUUUUAAAAGAAGAGAACAGGUUUUAUAUUUUUUUUAUUUCUUUAUUUUUUAAAAUUUUGUAAACGAAAUAAAGAAAAUUUUGAUUUUUUUUUAAA